This is a messenger RNA of Sinocyclocheilus grahami, 1160 nucleotides long. RefSeq names its product relaxin-3-like. Lineage: Eukaryota; Metazoa; Chordata; Actinopteri; Cypriniformes; Cyprinidae. Gene Ontology annotation, cellular component: extracellular region. The coding region runs from base 478 to 912 and encodes 144 amino acids. Gene Ontology annotation, molecular function: G protein-coupled receptor binding; hormone activity. The record is from RefSeq and is a predicted model, not a curated record. The transcript is spliced from 2 exons.
GACCACAGACACAUGUUAUUUUGUCAGUAGAGAUCAUACUGUUAAUCAUCUCAUGGGGCACAUCAGCCAUAAAACCAUAAUGGCUGGGAUUAUAGCCAUAUUGCUCAUUUGCACUACUCCUUCUCAUAGACCAACUAGGUUUAAGGGAACAGAAUUUGAUGGGCACAUCAGCAGAUAGUGGACAUCUGUUUUGCUCGGGGAGCAGCGUUGGUCUUUAUGUGACUAGAUUAUCCAUUCAUUAAGGAGAAUAUCAUUGCAGUGAAACCAUUAAACUGGAGAUGUUAAGAGACAACAGCUUGUCCCUAAGGAUGUAAUUCCAUUCCAGAUUGGGGCAGUAAAGCACCUAAAUACCUGCUGCCCUUUGUUUUCCGAUUAAAGUUGUUUGACUUGAGGGGAUCGAGUAAGUGUUGGGUGGGGUUUGGGCAGACUGGAAUGGUCCAGCGUGAGCUGUCCAACAUGCUGCCAUAAAUUGGGGUCAUGUCCCAUGAGCUAAUCAGACGUUCGCCAGAUCCGAGAGAGGUUGGCACUUGGCAGAAGAUAGAGCGGACCUUAGAGAGACAGAACAGGAGGAACACGCUCUCUGAAGCCACUAUGACAAGUUUUCAUUCACCUGCACUACUGCUGCCUGUCCUGCUGCUGUGGGCUGCGUGUAGUGUGUCAGACGUGCAGGCUGAUGUGAGGACAGUCAAGCUAUGCGGCCGAGAGUUCAUCCGUGCCAUCGUCUACACGUGUGGGGGCUCCAGGUGGAGGAGGUUCAGCAGUCCGCAGGAUAUGGAAGGGUUUUUUAAAGGAGAUCUAAGCAGUUCUGAGGAUCUUAGUGAGAGUCUGGGAUCUGACCUGACCAGGCGAGACCUGAAUAACGUUUGUUGUCAGUUUGGCUGCAAGAAAAGUGACCUCACGUUGCUCUGCUGAGAACUGAAUCUGUGUUUUUCUACUUGUCUCACUAUAUGUUUUCUUCCACAUCGAGUCCAGAUGAAUAUGAACACCUCUAUAAGUGUACUCUAAGUGUACAGUCAGUUGUGAUUCAUAUAACAGCUUAAUUUGCCAGUAGAUGAUACUAAUUUAUGUAAAAAAACAUGUCUAAUUUGGGAUUAGAUCAUUCUGCUUCACUUGUACUCUAAGCUGCACCAUGAAAAGUGGUUUAAUAUCAAGUUACCAAC